Melospiza melodia melodia is the source of this 816-nucleotide messenger RNA. Its product is annotated as proline-rich protein 2-like. The transcript has a single exon. Lineage: Eukaryota; Metazoa; Chordata; Aves; Passeriformes; Passerellidae. Bases 1 to 816 code for a protein of 271 amino acids. The record is from RefSeq and is a predicted model, not a curated record.
AUGAACAGCAGUGCCUUCUUCUUCACCAAGCACUUGGUGGGCCUGAGGGCAGCCCCCAGCCACAAACUCAAUUAUCUUCUGUAUCUGCAGGGAAGCGAGAACCAGCGGGGCAGCUCCUCAGGGGCCAGGCCAUCCAGGGAUUUCUCUCUGACGGCAUCGGCACGAAGCUACACACGAGGCACGGCGGGAGUGCCAGCACAACCCCUGCCUGCCGCCGGCCCUUUCGGGCACCUCCCUUGGGCAGCAUUCCGGCUGUGGCAGGAGCCACGGCAGAGGCAGCCCCGGCACGGAGCUGUCGCUCCCCAGCCAGCCCCGGCCCCCGGCGGACUCGGCUCCAUCCCCGUGCGGGCGUUCGCGCCGAGCAGGCGCUGCGGGGGCUGCACCAGCCUGCUGCCGGCCGCUUCCAGCCCCUUCCUGCCGCCCUCCUGCCUGGCACCGAGCGGAGAGAGCGCCGAGGGCAGCCCCCCGCCCCGCCACCCAGCCGGGCCGCCGCUCCCCUCGGGGCCGGAGCGCGUUCGGCGCCAGGUGCCGGCCCCGCCGGGCCCUGUGCCCGCGGACAGCGCAGGAAGCGCGGCUUGCGACACAGCGGGGCUCGCUGGGACACCGGGGCUCUCUCUGCAGGGCAGGGCACGGCGAAGCGGUGGCCGCGGGUGCCUCCCCGCCGGGAGAGCGGUCCGGCCGGGCUCGGACCGGCCGUGCCUGCCCCGGCUGCUCAGGGCCGCCAUGCCGCCCCCACUCACCUGCCGCAGGCGCCGGCCCCGCGGGCUGGCCCGGCCCGCGCUCCCCGGGCUGGAAGCGAGACCGCGGAAAGGCUGA